Molecule: messenger RNA, 1367 nt
Organism: Wyeomyia smithii (pitcher-plant mosquito)
Lineage: Eukaryota; Metazoa; Arthropoda; Insecta; Diptera; Culicidae
Product: alpha-tocopherol transfer protein-like
Exons: 3
Coding region: 198-1112 (304 amino acids)
Cellular component (GO): membrane
Molecular function (GO): phosphatidylinositol bisphosphate binding
Source: RefSeq, a predicted model, not a curated record
GGAGAGCUAAACCCUAACUAAGCUUUUUGGAAAUCAUCGCAUUAGAAACCACUCAGCCUCGGUUCGAAGCAGACCAUACCAACGCCAGUUUACGUCGUAUUUAGUAAAUCGCAUCUGCGAAGUGAAAUUUUUUUGUGUACAAAUAGCCCAAUAAUUCGGUGACUUGCUUAACUUUGGUGAUUCGUCUCAUCUCCAAGAUGUCUAUUCGAGUCGAUGAGAACAAUCGUCCAUACAUAGAGUUGGGAAAUGGCUUCGCCAUACGCCUCAAUCGAGCAGCUUACGAGGAAGACAAACGGUUAAGAGUGAACGUUACUUUGCCGGAGGAAACGGCGGCAGCCUUCGCGGAGUUUCGACGACUUGCGGAAUCGAAAACGACCUUGAACUAUGUGGUCGAUCUGAGCAACUAUACAGCGAUGGUACAUUUGAUUUGUUACGAAAAUGAUGCACGUAAAGCUUUCAACACGCUCGACCACGGUUACCGUUUGAGGUACAGGGAACCCACCUAUGUGAUGCCCUAUGCUAAGAUUCGACAUGUGUACGAACAAGGUUUUAUCCGUUACUUGCCCGAGUGUGACGACGAGAAUGUUGUGAUUGUGGUAGUUGAAAUGGGCAGUCGAUGGGAUCCGUCCAGAAUAUCCAUAGUCGAAUUCGUUACUGCCAUCCGGAUCAGUGGCAUCCUCAUAAUGCUUAUUCCAAAGGCCCAGAAGUAUGGUUACCGAGUUAUAUAUGACGUCGAUGGACUGUCAAUGCGCCAAAUAGCGCAUUUUUCACCGAGAGUUUCCAACGUUCUGUUCGAUCUGAUCGAAAACUGUACCCCUGUUUCGAUAGAAGGAAUGCAUACCGUCAACAACGGUGUCAUGUAUAAUGUUCUGUUUGCGAUCUUCAAACAGUUCAUGAGUAAAGGGAUGCGACAAAAGUGUUGCAUGCAUGGAAAAGACUGGCAAUCACUGGCAAAAUAUAUCAAUCCGCGCUGUUUGCCACCCAGAUAUGGAGGAACGUCAGCAGCCCCGGAUUGCGAUGGAAAGCUUCUGGCCGAGUACUUGGAUAACUAUCAGGGUUACGUUGAAGAAUAUAAUUCAUACGGCUAUACGGGUCCACCAGAUCCCAAGUGAUACUAGACUGAUGAGAGCUGAACAAAAAAAAAUGAUAUAUACAUUUGAUAGAUUACUAUUACGGGUAAACAAUUGAGGAUACGGCUAGUUUUGUUAUGAAAUGAAUAAUGAUCAACGGUGCAAGUUCAUAAAGAUGGCAUAAAUGGGGUAUUUUCCCAGUUUUCGGGAGUCUAAGCAGGUACCUAAGUUCUAUUAUCGGCCAGUCCAUAUCUGUUCUCGUCAAUAUUUGAUUUUCUUCAUCAAUGGGAAAAAAUA